AUGGAGUUCCAGCAGAAGCACAUCAAGUUUCUGGCUCAGCUCUACCUGGACAGCAGCCAGAAAAGGAAACCUAAAACACCAUUGCUUUAUAAGAGGCGCAGCCAAUUGUACCGGGGCCACCUGAGCAGGGAAACCAGUGCACCACCACUCUUGCCAGAUAUUCAUUCCGGAAGACAAAGCAGGUGCCACGUGAUGCCGGAAGGUCGGGUGCCGCUGAUACUGAACGUGGACAGCCCUGGGCCAGCAGCCUACUCACCCCCCAGCAUGAACUACCGCGAAACCAUUGCACCAUCCUACACCUUUGGGUGGAAGACGCCCCCUAGAGAGGGCGGAGGGCGCCGAUCUUGGCAGAAGUCUUGGUUCCUGAGCAAGAACCCCUUUACCAGGAAGGCAGAUUUUACCCACGAGACCAACUGGCCAUCUCCUUUUGACUAUAGCCAGCCCCUGGGAACGAAGCCAGCCAACCAGACAAACAGACCCAAUUUCACCAUGGGUCAGAAGGGCGAGUUUACUUUUGUCAACAAAGCUCUCACCCUCUUCUCCUCUGCACACACUGUGACCGACCCAGGACCCAAUAAAUACAAUACCAUAUAUGCCUACAACCACAUUCUACACAGAUCACCCUCCUUCAUUAUCAGUCCUGCACCGCAAACGGUGUACAGAUGGGCCAGAAAAGGCACCACCCCUGGUCCCGGCGCUUACAAUGUGGAGAGGGGGCACGUUGCUCGCUUGCCCAAUUCCCCCAGUUUCUUCAUCCAAGGCGUGAGACGGCCCAAGAAGCACGAGACGGGGCCAUUUUCAACGCUAUGACACAUGCAUCAGGGCGCAUUUAAGAAACGGGCUGCCCUGCCUUCAAGGAACCCCAUUUCUGCUCAGUGUUAACGUUCCAGGGCAGCUCCCGUUAACUUAAUACAGGCUCAAGUUUGUUAAAGCACAAAACCCAGUAUCAGCCUUGCCCACAUUUACUAGAAAAAAAUUAUAUAUACAUAAAUACACACACACACACACAUAUAUAUAUAAAAGACACAAAUAAAGGUCAAGGAAGCUACAUAUAUAUAUAUAUAUAUAUAUAUAUAUAUAUAUAUAUAUAUAUAUAUAUAUAGCUUGACACUGGAACAGAGGAAUCUUGUUUGUGGAACCGAGGAGUCCAGACACUUUUUUUUUACAGAGCAAAUGUGUGCCCUUUACAAUAGUAAAAUGAUUCCCAAGUCUUUCAAAAACUAGAUCCGCAAGGGGUUAUAAAUCAUUCUACUCUACGCCUGCAGUGCCCUAUCCUUGCACCCUCUUAAAAAGAUUGGGGUGGGUGGGUUAAUGCAGAAUAAGUAUAUACAGUUGAACUAAGCUGCAGACUUGUAUAAUUUGGAGGGUGGUGCAGCUGAAGUCACAGUUCAACUGCACCACUACUGAGGUAAUCAAUGAUAUCACGGGGGUGUCUCCCACUGAGGAUACUGAUUGAUAUUGCAGCCAACAGACUGGGCUGUUUGCAGGAUCAUCCUAGUCCGGGCUUUCACCUUCAACUCUCAUCCGGGUGAUAGCACCACUUUCCACGUGGUUAUUGGCUGCCACGUUCUUCCUUGCUUACUUGGAAUUAAGGCAGGAGUUAUGCAAAAGUAAAUCAAGUGUAUGCAAUUUAAUUUAAAGGCUUCAGAGUUCACAUUGUCCAGAAUUUGAUGACACUGGUAUACAAUUUUUCCAUGCAAAACAUAAACAAGCCUACUCCUGCUCUAGGGAAUUGCGAAGAACCG
Rhineura floridana is the source of this 1745-nucleotide messenger RNA. RefSeq names its product sperm-tail PG-rich repeat containing 3 (gene STPG3). The transcript is spliced from 7 exons. Bases 1 to 810 code for a protein of 269 amino acids. The record is from RefSeq and is a predicted model, not a curated record. Lineage: Eukaryota; Metazoa; Chordata; Lepidosauria; Squamata; Rhineuridae.